Molecule: messenger RNA, 4072 nt
Organism: Leptonychotes weddellii (Weddell seal)
Lineage: Eukaryota; Metazoa; Chordata; Mammalia; Carnivora; Phocidae
Source: RefSeq, a predicted model, not a curated record
AUGACCCAGUCUUUCCCAGCAAUUCCAGGUGACAAACUAGAGUGGAAGACUGCACCCGGAGACUCUGGAGGUCCGUUUGUUUGUAGAAGAGACAGUGGAAUCUGGGUCCUUGCUGGGAUAACUUCCUGGAGAGCUGGUUGGACUAGAGAUUGGACUUCUUUAAGAACAAACCAUAGAGGGGCAUCACUGGGCAUUUUCUCCAAGGUGUUUGUGUUGAUAGAUUUUAUCACUCAGAACAUAUUCACAGGAAUGCCCAGGGGGCAGCCUCUGCAGACUUGUAGAUCUCAGGGAACAGUGUUAUUUGGAGAAAAGGGGAAGAUUCAUUACCCCCAUUCCAAAGAGGACAGCUGUUCUCAUAAUUGCUUAUGUAUGUGGAGAAUGAUGGUACCAGAAGAUAAAAUUAUCCUGAUAAGAUUUACAAGCUUAGACAUACCAAAUCAAGUUGGAUGUGACCAUGACGAUAUAUCUUUACAAUCAAGCAAUGGAGUGCUUAUUAGUAAGGUCUGUGGAGGUCUGUUGCCCUCAUCAUUGCUGACAGAGACCAAUGAGGCCACAGUUACAUGCGUUUCUAGGACAGGAAACAGUGGCAACAGCUUUGAGCUGACCUUUACUGCUGUAUGGAAGAACUCAGGAGCAGGUUCAGGCUGUGGGAGUGUGGCUGCACCAGUGGAAGGAGGGACAAUUCACUCUGUCGAUUAUCCUGACUUGUAUCCCACGAAUGUAAGGUGUCAUUGCUUCAGUCAUUCUCCAGAGAAACCCAUUAUAAAGUUGGAAUUUGAGGACUUUAUCACUGAAUUUAGCCAAAACUGUGUUUAUGACGCUGUUGUGAUUUAUGGUGAUCCUGAAGAGGAGCACGAGUUAGAUAAGCUUUGUGGAAUCUUGAACCCUACUCUAGUAUUCAGUUCUAAUUACAUGCUGGUGAUUCAUUUUAAAAGUGAUGGUGAAAAUACCUUCCAGGGCUUCAAGGCUAGAUUCACCUUUGUGCUCUCAGACUCUUUAAACCAAGUUGGAUCAACAUCACCCCCCAAAAUCAAUCCCGUAUCUUCUGCAAAAGCUAUUCCAUAUGAUGAUUUCAUCUUCUUUGCUGUAGGCAUCUGUGGCAUCCCUCCAUUUAGUCUCCAGUGGCUUUCCAGAGGAAUUGUAGAGGGCGAAGAAGCCUGCCCCCACUGCUGGCCAUGGCAGGUGGGUGUGAGGUUUCUAGGUAGUCACCAGUGUGGAGGGGCCAUCCUCAACCCCACUUGGAUUCUGACUGCAGCCCACUGUGUGCAAUCGAAAAAUAAUCCUCUCUUCUGGACCAUUGUUGCUGGGGAUCAUGACAGAACCCUGAAGGAACCAACAGGGCAGGUGAGGAGGGUAAAACGCAUGGUGGUGCUCGAAGACUUCGAUAGACGGAGCUCCGACUCGGACAUCGCCCUGAUACAGCUGAGCUCUCCUCUGAAGUUCAACUCCGUCGUGGGGCCGGUGUGUCUCCCGCAAAGCACGGAGCCGCUCCUGUCCUCGGAGAUCUGUGCUGUGACUGGAUUGGGAAGCAUUAGUGAAGAUGGCGGCUUAACAAGGCGCUUCCAGCAGAUUCGGGUGUCCAUGUUGGAAAGCGAGGGGAGCGAACGUACUUACUCCUCUCACCCAGGAGGGCUCACGGAGAAGAUGAUGUGUGCUGGCUUUGCAGACUCUGGAGGGAAAGAUUUCUGUCAGGGAGACUCUGGUGGCUCAUUAGUAUGUAGGCAUGAAACUGGUCCCUUUGUCCUGUAUGGCAUUGCCGGCUGGGGAGCUGGCUGUGCCCAGCCAAGGAAGCCGGGUGUAUUUGCCAGGGCGAGUAUCUUCUUGGACUGGAUCCAAUCCAAAAUCAAAGGUCCUGCUUCACUUCAGAUAAAUAAUGAAAGCAAAACCUUACCAAGACAACAGUUGCCACCACCCACACCCUCAACAGACAAUGCAUCUGGACCAGGUUGUUACUCUGAGGUGGAACUAGAAGAACCCAGAGGCUUUUUCUCAACUCCAGGAUAUCCACUGGAUUAUAGAGGAGAACUGGAAUGUUCUUGGGUGCUCAGAGUGUCCCCGAACAGUAUGGCAAAAUUGACGGUUGAGUACCUGUCACUGCCUUGGUCUCCUGUGUGUCCAGAUUCAGUUAUGACUAUUUACGAAGAAAGCCAUGAUGAGAGAAGGGUGGCAGGUGAAUUAUGUGGAAGAGGGCUUUACCCAAUGAUUUUCAUGAGCUCUGGACCACUGGUGAGAGUGGCAUUUCAUUCCCUUGUGCAAGGUGCUUUGGGCAUAAGUUAUAUUGUCUUUAGAGUCCAAGGUCCAAAGGGCAGCAAAACUACCAAACUUCUCCAGAGUUCAAACCAAGAACAUACAGCCACUUGGGAGGAUGUUAUCCUGACUAAACCAGGAGGAAUCAUACAGAUCCCAAGAUACUCUCACAGAACCAUUAUGAGUUGCCACUGGAAGUUAUCAGCCCCUUUACAGCACGUCAUUCGCCUUGAUAUUAUCAACUCCCAGAUGAAGCCGACGCCCUUGGCCUGUCAGGGUCACAUGUGGGUUUAUGAAGGAUUUGGAUCAGGCAAAAAACUAAUAGGAAAAUUGUGUGGAGGAAAUUCACCUUCAUUAAAAUCUCAUGGUCCUCUAGUCAUGCUGAUUUUCACAUACAAUGUCAGUUGGGCCAUGGAAGAAUUUUCUUUGAGAUAUUCUUUUCAUAUUUCUGAUUCCAUGAGAGGAAAAAACAAAGUUAAUGAUAAAGGAUGUCCAGUAUUGGAUUUGAUUCCAGUUAGUUCUACUGAGAUCACAUCUCCCAAUUAUCCUAACAUUUAUCCCAACAUGCUGAACUGCACUUGGACUUUUUAUUCCAAGUCAGGAAAUAAAAUGAAGGCAGUGAUGAAAGACUUUACAACAGAAGCAUCUUGGAACUGUGAAUGGGAUUAUUUCAGUAUUUAUGAUGGACCAGAUCAGCAAUCAAGAUUACUUGCUCAUUUAUGUGGUUCCAAGAAAGAAUUUGUCUUGAUAUCCAGUGGUGCUUACCUGACCAUGAAUUUUAAGACUGAUAAGUCUGUGGGAGAAAGAGGUUUUAAACUUAUUUUGGAAGAUACAGUUCAGAAGCAUUCACAAAAAAGUAAUAUGGGAACCCAACUGCCUAUCAAUGAGAUAACCGUAGAAAGCAAUACUGGAAAACAGCCAACCCAAGACACAUGUGGAAUUCCAGUUGUUGACCCAUUUCUAAUGCAAGGAUCUGAGAGAAACACACAGGUGUUGCCAGCUGAGCGUGGGGAGCCCCGGAUGGUGGGUGGCCAUGUGGCACCUGCCAGGUCGUGGCCCUGGCUCGUCAGCCUGCAGCACCAAGGCCAACAUUUCUGUGGAGGUGCUCUGAUUGCAAAGCAGUGGGUCCUGACAGCGGCGCACUGUAACUUUAGUACUAUCACAGAUGGCCUGGUAAUAGGAAGAAGUUCCCUCUCAAACACGGGAAAUAGUGAUUUGAUACCAGUGAAAGCUGUGUACACUCACCCUGGCUUCGCACAGUUCCCUCCUACUGAUGAUCUAUCCUUGCUGCAGCUGGAGAAACCUGUCCAACUAGGGGAGUUUGUAUCUGUAAUCUGUUUGCCAGGGAAAGAUGAUAAAAUAAACUUAUUUUCCAAAUGUCUGACUGCUGGAUGGGGAAUAACUGAACCACAUCAAGAUGAAUUUUCUAAAACCGUGCAGGAAGCAGUGGUCCCACUGAUCAGCAGUACAUCUUGUCGAAGCUACUGGGGACUGGAUAUUAAAAACACCAACAUAUGUGGAGGGGCUGUGGGCUCAUCCUCGUGCAUGGGAGAUUCUGGAGGACCGCUGCAGUGUGCCCACGACGGACAGUACGAGCUCAUCGGUAUCGUGAGCUGGGGCAGCAGUAACUGCCAGCCUAGCGCACCCACGGUCUUUGCCAGAGUUUCUGCCUACAGGGACUGGAUCGCAUCUGUCACUGGAGGAGAAGCGUGACUGCUGCAAGAGUAGCCUGGUGCGAUUGUGUUCAUAAAUGUGGAAGGAAGUCCCUAGCAAUAUACCUGAAAAAUAAGGCUCUUGUCAGUGCCAGAGACUCCGUGUCACUUGG